UGUGCAAAGUCCCUGAGCCCCCACACCAGCCAGACGCCGACAGCCAUGGCCUCCAGUUCCUGCCCGCCGUCCCCGCUCCUCGUGCGGCUGCCGGAGGCCAUCCCCUGGGCGCACAGGAAGCUGGAGAAAUACUUCCAGAGCCGGGCCUCCGGAGGCGGGGAGUGCUCUGUCCAGCCCGUGGGUCCCAGCGCCCCCGACACCUUCGAGGUGAAGUUCCUACAAAGGGCAGCUAAGGAGAGAGUACUGGAACAGGAAGAGCACCAGAUGUCAAUUGAUGGCAAACCCGUGCCCAUUUUCCUGGAGACCAUUAAAAAGCCAGUAGAUGACCCAAGCUCCAGACCUCCAUCUUUGACACAGUCGUCAGCUGAGACAGAAAGUUCCAGACCUCCAUCCUUGACACAGUCGUCAUCUCUGGUUGAAGCCCUGUCUGAUGAAGAGCCUGUUUCUAACUCUGUUGACACUAUUGUCCAAAAGAUCUUUCUUGCUGUGACCGCUGAGCUGAACUGUGAACUGCUCUCCAAAGAGCAGAGAGCACGCAUAGCCGCUGUGCUGCCCUGCGUCAAAAGCGUGGAGGGUGAGGAUGGAAUUGCAAAGGUGUGUGGCAGCUUCAGAGAUAUUGAGACGAUACAUCACUUUUUGAGCAUGCAGCUUUUGGAAAGUGAGCAGAAACAGAAGUACCCCCCACAAAAAUACCCCCCUUCUGAUGUGGACAGAGAGCCACCCAACCAGCAAGACCGGGUCCGAGGCUUUUCCUCUUUGGAACCAAAAGCCAAGUUAGAAGUUUUUGAGAACUGUUUUGAAGUUUCUGUGCUUCUCCUUGAAUAUUUCAGACAUGCCUGUCCUGGUAGAAUACAGUCCAUAGAGAAAAAAUUUGGUGUGAACAUUGAAAUCCAAGAUAGUGCUCCCGACAUGGUCUCUGUACGAUUCACACCCAGGCAGUCAGACAACGUAAACUUAGAAGCAGCUUGUGAUUCUUUUGUGAAAGACUUUCAGAAGUGCACCCAAGCUCUGAAGCAAGAUUGUGUCUCUUUAGAGGACCCUCAGAAAGCAAAGGAACUCAGACAGGAGUUGAAUCGCUGCUUUCCAAAGCUCCUGAUAAAGGGGCAGGGGGAAAUGCUAACUCUCCUCGGCUCUCAAGCUGACAUUUCAGCUGCCACAGAAAAAGUCUCCCAAACUUCCCUCAAGACACCUGUGAAAAUAAUGGCGUCUGGUUACAGGAUGGGGAUUGAAGUUGAUUCGACUCACUUUAAGCUUCUAAAACCGGAAUUGCUCCAGGAAAUCUCAGAGAUAGAGCAGAAGUAUAACACCUGCAGCAAAAUCCAGGAGAAAGGCCAGAAAACCUGCAUCCUAUUUGACACCAAGGAUAAGGAGGUUGACCUGUCUGUGCACUCUUAUGCAAGUUUCACUGACGCCUUCCAACAUGCCACGUGCCAGCUAAGGACAGAAGUCCUGCCGCUGAAACACUUGGGCAAGGGGAAAGCUCACUUACAUAAGACCAAGUUUGUGGACGACUUAAAAAAAAAGCACCCCAGUGUACACUUCGAGAUAUCUCAAGAGUCAAUGACUUUCAUUGGUUUGCCGAAUCAGCUUGCGCAGGCGAAGCAGUAUGUCUUCAAAAGAGUGGGACUGCCCCCAUCGUCUGGAGAGAAAAUAAAUGGGGAUCAUGAAACACCCAUGGAUAUCGACAGGGAUGACUCACAUUCGGCUUUACCUCCUCCCAGAGGCUCGGCCGAUAGCUCUGGGGCCUUGAAGGAGAAGAGCGUGGAAGACAUCUGUGCCAUCUGCAUGGAUACCAUUAGCAACAAGCGUGUGCUCCCUAAGUGCAAGCAUGAGUUCUGCACCCCCUGUAUCGCCAGAGCCUUGUCAAUCAAGCCUGUCUGUCCUGUGUGUCAGACUUCCUACGGUAUCCAGAAAGGGAACCAGCCAGACGGAGGAACCAUGACUUGCAGCACGUUAAGACAGUCCCUUCCAGGUUAUGAGGACUGUGGCACAAUUGUGAUUCAGUAUGCCAUGAAAGAUGGCAUCCAAACAAAGGAGCACCCAAACCCAGGAAAGCCCUAUCCUGGAACACAUCGAACAGCAUACUUGCCUGAUAAUGAAGAGGGAAGAAAGGUCUUGGAUCUGCUCCGAGAAGCCUUUCAAAAAAGGCUGAUUUUCACAAUAGGGUACUCUCGAGCAACAGGAGCCUCAGAUGUCAUUACAUGGAAUGACAUCCAUCACAAAACAUCCACAUUUGGAGGGCCAGAAAAUUUUGGCUACCCUGAUCCUAAUUACCUGAAACGUGUCAAGGAGGAGCUGAAAGCGAAAGGAAUUGAGUAAGGAAAGCGCUGAGAAGAUGUCUGUCCACUUUCCAAAGAAGUGUGUCAGGAGAUCGUAUUUGUACAGGCCUAAAUCUUUUUAGAAAACUAUAGCUUUUUUUGUGUUAAGUAGAUGUAGUUUCUAUAAAAGCAGAAAUCUGCUUGCCAGUCAUUUCUAGAGUGUUACUGUUUCACGGAAGGCAAAAUAUAAAGGGCAUGGGCUGGGGAGGUCAUCCAUAAGUUGUGAAGACAUGAGCUCAGAUCAGCAGCAGCCACGCAAAGGCUGGUAUGAUGGCAUACGCUUAUAAUCUUAGCACUGGUGAGUGGAGAUGGGAGGAUUCCUGGAGCGUACUGGCCAGCUAGUCUAGCCCAAACCAUG
Peromyscus leucopus (white-footed mouse) is the source of this 2676-nucleotide messenger RNA. RefSeq names its product deltex E3 ubiquitin ligase 3L (gene Dtx3l). The record is from RefSeq and is a predicted model, not a curated record. Gene Ontology annotation, biological process: protein ubiquitination; Notch signaling pathway. NCBI's taxonomy places the organism in Eukaryota, Metazoa, Chordata, Mammalia, Rodentia, Cricetidae.